Messenger RNA from Adineta steineri, 1140 nucleotides. NCBI's taxonomy places the organism in Eukaryota, Metazoa, Rotifera, Eurotatoria, Adinetida, Adinetidae. The record is from the annotation of a GenBank genome assembly.
AUGAAAUUUUCAGAGGUUGAUUCAAUCAAUACAUCGUUUUAUAAUGAAUCUAUGGCUGCUCAAAAUCAUAAAAAACGAAUACCACGUGCAUUAUCAAACAUGGAUACACCGGAUGAUCGAGGUUAUUUUGAUGUUUAUGUUCGUCAAUCAUGUCGUGAUGAGCGUCAAGAUUCAUUUGAACAAAUCCGUUUUCCAUAUGCUCGAUAUAAUCGUCGUCAAUAUAAAUUUUCGAGAUCAUGGAUACGAUAUUCUCGAAGGAUGCCAAUUUAUACUAAUCGAUUCACUCGUCAUACUAUGAUUUAUUCAUCAAAUGGAGUUUAUGUUUUACCUCCAUUGGUUACUGCUUAUGGAAGAUUAAUUUCAGUAGCUGAAUUAAUGGCAUAUGGAUAUGCUACUAUGCUUAAGACUCAUGCUCUUAUGCCAUCAUUUUUUAAUGCUGCCUACUAUGCUCAUACUGGUGCAUAUUUAAUGCGAGGUAUGCCACGAUUUAAUCCAGAAACAGGUGUUUUUAUGGGUGGUGUACAAAGUCAGUAUGAAUCACAAUUCAAACCAGAAUGUGAUUAUGAAUAUGAAGAACGUACCGGUGAUGAAGAACCAAUAUCGUAUGAAGAAAAGCCAACAUCAUAUGAAGAAGAUACUGCUGAAUAUAAAAAACCAGAAAGAAAAAAUAAUUAUUAUUACAGACAAAGACAUCGACCACGGCCUCAUGAGACAACUACAACAAAGGCAGAAGAUCAGUCGUCCGAAGAAACAACAACAGAAGAAUACUAUUCAUCUGAAGAGACAACAACACCAGAAUACUACUCAUCUGAAGAAACAACAACAGAAGAAUACUAUUCAUCUGAAGAGACGACUGCUAGCAAAGGGCUAUUUACAUAUUUUAUCAUCACAACUCAUCCAACAACACACCAUGCAACAACGCAUCAUGAAACAACACAUGAAACAACACAUUCAACAACAACUGAAGUUUAUUCAUCGACAACAACCGGUGCAUCAUCGUCAAGAUCAACUCCAGCUCAAUCAUCCACAACAACUGGAGCACAAACUUCUACUACAACUGAAGUUUAUUCGUCUAGAACAACUGGAGGAUAUUCUUCUACUGCAGGUGUAUGGGGUGAUUCAGUAAGGACGGACGGGUAG